AUGGCGGCGGGACCAAUUUCCGAAAGAAAUCAAGAUGCCACUGUGUACGUCGGUGGUUUGGAUGAAAAAGUGUCUGAACCUUUACUGUGGGAGCUUUUUCUUCAAGCUGGUCCAGUGGUCAACACACACAUGCCUAAAGACAGAGUCACGGGCCAGCACCAAGGUUAUGGGUUUGUAGAGUUUCUAAGUGAAGAAGAUGCAGAUUAUGCAAUAAAAAUUAUGAACAUGAUAAAACUUUAUGGAAAACCUAUAAGAGUCAACAAAGCCUCAGCACACAAUAAAAACUUGGAUGUUGGAGCAAACAUCUUCAUUGGUAACCUGGAUCCAGAGAUUGAUGAGAAACUGCUCUAUGACACAUUCAGUGCUUUUGGUGUGAUCCUUCAAACUCCAAAAAUCAUGCGAGAUCCAGACACAGGGAACUCCAAGGGCUAUGCCUUCAUCAACUUUGCCAGCUUUGAUGCUUCAGAUGCAGCUAUUGAGGCUAUGAAUGGCCAGUAUCUCUGUAACCGACCGAUCACAGUGUCCUACGCCUUUAAGAAAGAUUCAAAAGGGGAACGCCAUGGGUCAGCGGCAGAAAGGCUCUUGGCUGCUCAGAACCCUCUGUCCCAGGCAGACCGACCUCACCAGCUCUUUGCAGAUGCUCCACCACCACCAUCGGUCCCAACUCCAGUCUUGACUGCUCUUGGUGCUGGGAUGGGAAUGCCCGGUAUGCCUCCUUCCUUCCCCCCUGUUCCUCCUCCAGGGUCCAUGCCUCCCGCCAUGCCCUCCAUGGGAAUGCCAAAUGCAGCAGGACAGGGGGGUGGCGUCCCGCAGCAUUAUCCUCCUACUGGCAUGCAUCCAGGAAUGGCUCAGAUGGGAAUGCAUCCGGGUCCUCCUGGUAUGGUACCUCCACCUCCAGCUCCCCCUGGAUCGGGCCAGUCCAGAAAUCCCCAUUCGGGGAUGCCCCCUCCUCCGAUGGGCGUGCCAUCCAGAGCGUAUGGACCCCCCAUGGUGCCAACAAUGAGAGGGCCGCCACCUCCGAUGCCGCCUCCUGUGUACACCACUGGCCCACAUCGUCCUCCGUUCGGCUUCCAGAGAGGGCCACCCAUGCCGCCCAGACCGCCCACUGGCCCCCCCAUGAGGGCCCCAAUGCCCCCGUAA
Knipowitschia caucasica is the source of this 1140-nucleotide messenger RNA. Lineage: Eukaryota; Metazoa; Chordata; Actinopteri; Gobiiformes; Gobiidae. The record is from the annotation of a GenBank genome assembly.